Molecule: messenger RNA, 1419 nt
Organism: Cladophialophora carrionii CBS 160.54
Lineage: Eukaryota; Fungi; Ascomycota; Eurotiomycetes; Chaetothyriales; Herpotrichiellaceae
Exons: 1
Coding region: 1-1419 (472 amino acids)
Source: RefSeq, a predicted model, not a curated record
AUGACUCGUCUCUUCGACACGUACGGGUCCUUCAGGUGCGCCAUCUGUAACAAACAUCCCAGCAUCGGCUGGCUCUACCGUUGCACUCAAGACACUGGCGGCUUUCUGCCAGAGUCCGACUUUACUGACGUGCCGUGUCCCUCGAGGAGCCGCGCCGACCAAGAUGUCACCACUCAUUCACUCAGCAGCUCUGUCAUUAGGGCCAUUGGAGAAGGCCAUUACACCGACGAGCAGGUCAAGAAACUCAUCCAGCUGAAAGAGGGAGUCCGCCAUCUGGUCGUGUCAGAACAGCAAUCGGGAGACAGCAGACCUCCAACAAGCUCAACUUUCUCUACCGCAUCCUCCUCAUCCUCGGAUGGCGAUUGCACCUUCUCGACCAUCCCGCAAAGCACAACCUUCUCAACGACCUCGUCCACCUCGCUCGACGAAGAGAUCAAGCAGGCGUACGACUGGAAAGAGUUGCAAAAAAUCUGGAUGUCUGAGCCAUCCAUGGCACCGCCGGAGCCUUGCACGAAGUCGUUUUCGACGAUACCGGUUCCAUCACCACCUCUGCCACAGCCUCAGAAGCUCCCCCGACCACAACCCUGCACGUUUAAGAUCUGCCAUACAUGCCGCCCAACCUGCCGUGAACGUGCCUACCAAUCGUUGGAAGAUAUCCUGAACAGACCGGUUCAGAUGCCACCACUCUGGGAGUUACAAAACCGACGAGUCUCUGACGCUCGCAUCGUUGCACAAAUCGGCCUACCAAAACUUGAUCGGUCCCGAUUCUAUGAGCAAAUGGACCCUGCCGCUCUGCACUCUAGCUGUACAAUUCCUGGGAUCGUCAUCGAUGAUUCGGACGGCGAGGUAGACUACUUCGAUCCAGCAACAGAGGAAUAUAUUGCAUAUGUGCCAGGAGCGGACUCCAGACCCUGUGAGAGCCGUUCCAAUAACAACAACUGGGGCGAAGAUCAUUUCCAUGACAACCAGCCGGCUGAAAAUCAUUCCAACGAUCGGGUUGACGUACUCUCCGUCGACAAGCGUAGCAGCUUCCGCCAAACCAUCCGCAAAGCCCUGACCAGAGCCCGUCGUGAUGGCACCACUGCCAUAGACUCGAACACAGAUACCUCUGAUCCCGACUGCGACUCUCAUGUCCGACCACAACCACAAUCUCGGCCUUCUAGCUCCCUGAUCUUUCGACGCCGCCGUUCCCGUGCAUCUACGCUCUCGUUUGUCGAAACCCCCGGUGCUCGAGUCGUGGAUACGAGUCCUUUGCAGGAAUCAGUCAUGCUCAUGGUCGCCACCAAUACGCCGCUACCGCAAACACCGGGCAUGAAUGGUUUCAACUUGAACCCAAGUGUAGAGGAUGGGCCUAUCGACGACAAGACGGACGAUCAAGGAAGCUACUUCCCACAGAUGAAUAUCAUUAGCCAGGCAUAA